Cantharellus anzutake is the source of this 560-nucleotide messenger RNA. RefSeq lists its product as uncharacterized. The coding region runs from base 89 to 259 and encodes 56 amino acids. The transcript has a single exon. NCBI's taxonomy places the organism in Eukaryota, Fungi, Basidiomycota, Agaricomycetes, Cantharellales, Hydnaceae. The record is from RefSeq and is a predicted model, not a curated record.
CAAAUGUCUUUAAUUGCGCCAGCCACAAGCAGAUACGCACGGAGGAACAAAACAAACGGGAGUGGUUCUCUACGAAUCACGCAAGUGGAUGGCGAUGUACAACUGUCAGAGACGUGAUGCCAAAAAACCCGAUACCCUGGUCAUUGUAUUCAGAAACCAUCUGGACAGACCAAUCCCUAUCGUGAUCACCAAAAUUAGGAAACAAGAAAAAAGAGGGAAAUGGCGGGAACAAAAAGACAAGACAACAUAUAGGUUCUAGGAGGGGCACGGUCUGCAGGGCGACGGAUGGUAGUACAGUGCAAUGUACAUGUAAUGGAAGGCAAGCAGAUUCAGGUGGGCCGCUAGUAGACGGUCGGGAAGUGAGCUGUGGUGGGUGAGGGAUUAUUACGAGCUAUAGUGGCAAAUAAACUCGAGAGACGGUAAGAUAGAUCGGGCGAAGGGGAAGAGGAGAGUUGACAGGGACAUGCUAUGGUCCAAAAGACCGUCCAGGGGAGAGUGUUUUAAACGGUGCCCCUCUGGCAUCCGCAGUGUUAUCAUUUAUUGUAUUUCCUACCCAAUUC